Fusarium pseudograminearum CS3096 is the source of this 285-nucleotide messenger RNA. RefSeq lists its product as uncharacterized. The record is from RefSeq and is a predicted model, not a curated record. Bases 1 to 285 code for a protein of 94 amino acids. Gene Ontology annotation, cellular component: membrane. NCBI's taxonomy places the organism in Eukaryota, Fungi, Ascomycota, Sordariomycetes, Hypocreales, Nectriaceae. The transcript has 2 exons.
AUGCCUUUCACCGCUAGUGACAUCUGCAAGAUCAUCCUUGCCAUCAUCCUCCCUCCCGUCGGUGUCUUCCUCGAGCGUGGUUGUGGUGCCGACUUCUUCAUCAACAUCCUCCUCACCAUUCUGGGUAAGUCAUUUGUCAAUUCAACCCCUGCACCCGACCCCUCCGACGCAGGCUCAAGCCAGCACUCAAAGCUAUCUCUACGUGUCGCUCAACAGUUGACUAACUCGCCCUCAGGUUACAUUCCCGGUAUCAUCCACGCUCUAUACAUCAUCCUGAAGUACUAA